Echinostoma caproni is the source of this 2274-nucleotide messenger RNA. The record is from the annotation of a GenBank genome assembly. NCBI's taxonomy places the organism in Eukaryota, Metazoa, Platyhelminthes, Trematoda, Plagiorchiida, Echinostomatidae.
AUGGAUGAACUUUCAUACGUGCCCAACUCCGAUUCACAUACAAUCAACCCACCUGUGACUGAAUGUGAUGCGGCUCAGCUAAAUGCACACUCUUCGACCAAUCUUCCUGAUGCAUGUAAUUCUAAAUCUGGAACAUACGAGUGGGCCACACGGAUACUGGAUCCUCUACUAGUACUCCCCGUCGAAGACGAAGAUGCACAGGGAAUUCUAGAUGAACAUUGCUCUCGCAUCUGGGCAGAUGAACAAGAUUAUGCGUUAAUGCCCGAAGCCAGUGGGGAGUUUGCGAAGCAGGUGGGUGAUCUAGACUACGUUGUGCGAGAGUCGCAUGGUCCUGGUGCCGAUCCAACCCUUCGACAAUCCCGUGGUGCUUUCUCUGGCAAUCCGCGAGACCGUGCAAGCGGACGACGUCGCACAGCUCUCUCUGCCGCUCUCACUUCGUCGUACCAUGCGGAACCGGAUGCUUCAGAUCCCGUCCAGAGAGGUUCCCGUCGGCGAAGUGCCGUCCGUGUGCACAAUCGAUCUGAUGCUCGAUCUACCGCUUCUUGGGAUAGUGGCGUGGUUACUCACUGUCCUUAUCCGGUCGACCCUUCGUUCCCUAAUAAUACACUAAUUCAGGGCGAAUUGGAGACUCGAUCAAUCGUGGCUGCCGCUAGUUUACAAGCCUUGUCAUCUUCAACCACAGAAUUGGCCAUGGUCAAUAGUGAGGUUACCACAAAGUUGGUAGAACAUAUGACCCGUCACUACCGUCGGAACGCAGAUCCUGGCCUAGUUGUACCGCCUACAAGCAGUCACCCGUUCGCACCAAAAAUGUCUCCCUAUCAGAACUACGAUUUGUUAUGUUCACCUCCACUCAUGUGUCGUUCUGCGUACCAUCACCACUAUCCUCGUCCUAUUCCAGGAGUAGACCCCAUAACGGAAAAAGCAACAUUUUUAGGUGCAUCAGCAAUACAAGGAGUGGACGCUGUCGGAUAUUGUGUAUCUUGCGUCCAAAAUGCGUGGCGACCGUGUAAUGCGCAUCGUCAGGUCCAGACUCAGUCCUUUGGACCCGUAUGGUCAAUCGCGGAAACUGACAAAGUAUUAAACAAAGCUGUUCCUACUGCUGAUACUGGGAUUGCUGGCCGUGCCUCUACUCAGAGUCACAGUUUUCCUGCCGCGUCGGACACAUCAAGCACGUUUGAUUCGGGCAUUUCGUCUACGUACGAUCAGUUGCCUCUAACGACGGAUCGUGGAAGCCGUAGCCAAAGUCUUCGAAACUGGCAUGCCUCAUUUCGUGACCAUUCGUCUGGACCGCAUUUUGCAUCACGUCCGCUUCGCGCCCCAUCCGCGCCUCGAUCUCAGUUCAGCAAUGCACAACACUGUUGUCCAUCCGGGGUCUGCACUCACCUAUACACCCAUUCCAAUCCGGCUGGGACAGGUUGCACACAAUCACGUAACAACUACUAUCUCUCCGCUACGGCAGAUGAGUCCGGAUCGAAACAAUGUCACACAUUGACCAACUAUACCUGUUCCAAUUCUUGCUCAGUGAUGGACUGUUGCGAUUGCAAGCGCAAUUUGGCCUACGAUCUCAGUCAUCCAUCAGACGUGAAGGGACAAGAAGUCAUCCAAGCCGCCAACAACCCACCAACCGGGCACCCAGCUGGAAGUGGACAGUUACUGCAGCACUGGUUGUAUUUACAAACCAGUCAGUCAGUGUGUUCCGAUGAGGGGCCCACAUCCGCACCCACAAAAACAAGUCAAAGCCGCAAGCAGCACAGUCAUCAUCAUGGCCAUCACAACCAACACAACAGUCACAGACGCUCCAGUACACAUCGUCGAUAUUCCAGCAAACACGUCGGUAUUAGUCCGACCGGUCGCGAUGCGACAAAUUCAACAUCGAAAAACCCGGGCUCACGACAAUCCGAGCCGCUUCCUUGCUCGCGGACCAAUUGUGCACUGGACUCAGUCGAUUCAACACCUGGAACGCAGGGCAGUGUGGGAUUAAUCGUGGGCUACUAUCUUUGUGAUGAUCCGGUACCCUAUCGAACCGUGUGGCCCGGAACACAAAGUACCGGUGAAGUGGACACACAAUCAGGAUCAACUGUGCUUACACAUGGUUCGCUCACUUUGGGUCAGUUCAAGCAGCUUAUCGCCAAGAAGGGCUCAUAUCGUUACUUUUUCAAGAAACCAAGUGACGAGUUUGGCACAGGAGUGGUACACGAAGAAUUGACACAUGACGAUGCAAUCAUACCGCUCUGGGAUGGAAAAGUUGUCGCGCGAAUCGAGCGAGCCGAAUAG